GAAUCAAAUCAAAUUUUUAGGAGACACAUUAACACGAUGACAGUGGACACUGCUGUCUCCAGUGCGUCAGCUGGCGCCCUGCGGCCCGUUCUCUUUGUGUUCUACACCCUGGAGAAUGUGUUCAACAUGUUCUGCAUGGCCUAUCACAUCACUGGGUUCAUGGCCAUCGAUCUGAAGAUAUUCCCGGUGGAGAAGCAGAUGUUGCAGUACUGCUACAUGUGCUCCUUCUACGUCUUCAUGGUUUUGACCCUCUUCCAGAGCAUCAGCGUCUGCACGGGCCACUCGCCUACCGUCUGCAUGGAGAUCAUCAAGUCCUCGGCCGCCGCCAGCGCCUUCACCCUGAUCUCGAUAACCACCAUGUGGGAUGCAGAGCACGACUUCCAUCUGAUGUUUACGGGCGAGGAGUCCCCCGAGGGGGAGGCAGAGUACCAUGUGGACGAACCCAUCCACCCCUUCUUCCACUACAUGCGCAGCCAGUCCAUUGCCUCGCUCACCUGCGGCAUCCUGUACAUGCUGCAUGCCAUUUUAAUGAUCGACGUCAAGAUCACCACGUACUACAACGGCAAGAGCGGCGAGGACGAGUACGAGUACCUGCCCAUCCCACUGUAUGUGUUUGGCCGCUGGAUCCACGGUAUGCUGGAGAAGUACGAAUGGUUCUUGGAGUUCUGCACCAACACACAAAUCAAUGUAUAGACAUAUAUUUAGAUGCUGCAUGUCGCUUGACGUUGUACUCCAUGGUAUAUAAAAUUAAUGUUGAGU
Molecule: messenger RNA, 759 nt
Organism: Drosophila persimilis
Lineage: Eukaryota; Metazoa; Arthropoda; Insecta; Diptera; Drosophilidae
Exons: 1
Coding region: 37-693 (218 amino acids)
Source: RefSeq, a predicted model, not a curated record